CAGCCGUCGACAAGAAUCUUUUUUCAUCAUCAGCCCGGCUAUCUCUUCAUGGAACUUGGAACGAGGGGAACAGAUCGCAUUUAGGUUUGGUUGGGGUUUCUUUGAUGAUGUGCGUGAGAGAGAUGUGGACGCAUGUGGAGUGAGAUUAUUGUAUAAAAAAAAAUUAGUUAAUAAGCGAGAUAGUGGAGUGUAGCCAGUUGGAUUUAUUUAAUCGGUGGGUACGAAAAGUGCUUUCCCUUCCCUGGAUGUGCUAGUGCCUGCAUUGGAAAUGGGGUGUGUAUCAUCGGUGUUUCAGUACGGAUCCUACACUGUGGAUGAAAGUAAGCUAGAAGCUGCACCGGAAGUGAAAGAGGAGACCGAGACAGCUACCGGUGACAUUCCAUCCACACAAGAAUUGCCCAGCAAAACUGCAGAAAAUAAUGAAAUACCAAUUAAAGUGGAAAAUGUUAAACUGGAAGAAACAGAAAAUUCGAAUGAUAAGACAGUUGAACCAACUGUGACAGAAUUUGAGCGUAUUAAAGAAACAAAGAUCGAGAAAGAAAAAACUAUCAAAGAGACAGGAGAAACAACAGAGAAAACCGUUUUCACGGAAGUGAGUGAAAGCGUGCGAGUCGAGGAAGCUAAAGGUCCUAUAGCUGAUCCCACAAAGAAGGAAAAAAGCAAAUCCAUCUUCCCGUCCUUUUCUAGUAAGGACUCUCUUAGUUUUAUGUCCGAAACUUCUAGUUCGAGGCCAACAUCAACAGUGAGUCAGACUUCAUCCGAAGUUUACCAUCCAAUUACUAAAGAAGAGAAACAAACGCAGUCCUUUCCAUCAAAACCUGAUUUAUUCGGUCCUUUUGUGAAGUCUGAAGGAAGUUCUGCAGAGAAAAAAGGCUCUCUCAUUUCCGGCUUCACAUCGUCCAUUACUAAAUCUGCUAAAGACAUUCAGUCAAAAGCAGAAAGCGCGGUGGCGGAUGCCAGUGCUGAAGUUCAAAACAAAGCACAAGAAUUAGAAAAGAAUGCUCUUGAAGCACAGAAUAAAGUCGAAGAAAAUGUUACCAAUCUGAAAAAUCAAGCCGAAACCAAAGCUCAGGAAACGGAAGCAGCUUUACUUAAAGCCAAAGAAGAUGCCGAGAAGAAAGCUGAAGAAACGGUGACUGAAGUGCAGUCUAAAGCUCAAGAUAUAGUUAACAAAACUAGCGCAGAGAUUCAGUCAAAAACGAAUGAAAUAAAAGCCGGAAUCGAUUCAGCCCAGUCCAAAGUUCAGAAGUCAGCAUUUUCAGCACAGUCAUAUCUUCAGAACAAAACUCAAGAAGCAGAAUCAAAAAUAAAGGAAACUCAGUCUCAAGCAGAAAAAGCAGCUUCCGACACUAGUGCUUUACUGCAAAGUAAGGCAAAGGAAGCAGAAAACAAAGUUCAGGAUUUCCAGUCGAAAGCACAAUCGCAGAUUCAGUCCAAUAUUAAAAAUGUAGAAUCAACAGCUCUAGAUUUAAAGUCUAAAACAGAAAAGGGCAUCUCUGAUGCUAAUGCUCGUUUGCAGUCAGGUGUGAAGGAUGUUCAAACCAAGGCUGAAGAAGCUAAAUCGGAAGCCCUCAGCCAACUUGAAGCAAAGAAACGAGAAGCUGAAGCAAAGGCAAAAGAGCUCCAAAACAAAGCUGAAAAGGCUGCUUCAGAUGCAGCGGCUCAACUUGAAGCUAAGAAAAAAGAGGCCGAAGCUGCAGCUCUUGAGGCACAGUCAAAAGCAGAGAAGGCUGCUUCAGAUGCAGCAGCCCAGCUUGAAGCUAAGAAGAAAGAAGCUGAAGCUGCAGCUCUUGAGGCAAAAUCAAAAGCAGAGAAGGCUGCUUCAGAUGCAGCGGCUCAGCUUGAAGCUAAGAAGAAAGAAGCCGAAGCUGCAGCUCAGGAUAUGCAUUCCAAAGCAGAGAAAGCUGUAACCGAUCUUCAAUCGAAAGGGAAAGAGACAAUAACUUUGAUAAGUAGUGGAAUUGAUGCAAAGAAGAAAGAAGCGGAGAACAAAGCUCAGGAACUUCAAAACAAGGCUCAGAGCGAGCUCGAUGCUAAAGUGCGAGAAGCGGAAUCUGCCGUUAAAAAUGUUCAAUCAAAAGCUGAAAGUGCCGUAUCUACAGCAACUAUCCAGUUACAAAAGAAGACUGAAGAAGCUGAAGCUAAAGCUCGGGAAUUCCAAACCAAAGCAGAAGACGCUGUCUCCUCAGCUGCUGCCCAAGCAGAAGCUAAAGCUAAAGAAGCCGAAGAAAAAGCUACCAGUUUAGCAUCCAACGUUGAAUCGCAGCUGAAAUCUCAAGUUCAAGACGUAGAAUCAAAGAUUCAAGCUUCAGCCAAAGAUGCUGAAGCUAAGAUGCAGGAUGCAAAAAAUAAAGCCGAAGGUUUCGUGUCCAGUGCAACCGUUGAACUGCAGGCAAAACGUUCUGAAGUCGAAGAAGGAAUCCGAAAGGCUACAGAUGAAAAAGAGAAAGAAUUCCAAGCCAAAGGUCAAGAUUCAUUUCAAAAUAUGCAAAAGAUGGCCCUUGGAGCUUUGACGGGUGCUAAGGGCGUUGCUGGUUUACCUACAGAUUUGCUUUCGGGAGUCCAAGAGAAGUCACAGGAGGUUUUAUCUACAGUUCAGGAGGUUCCAAAGAAAAUUCAGGACAGCAUAUAUGAAGUCCAGACCAAGGCUGGAGAUAUGGUAUCUGAAUUAAAACAGAUACCUACCGCUGCACUGGGAGCGCUUUCACAAGUGCAGACAUCAGUAGUAGAUACAGCCACCAAAAGUGUCGAAGGAAUUCAAACACAAGCACAAGAAUCCGCACUAAAGGUUCUUGAUGAUGGCUCAGCCAACAUAAAUGAGGCAGUAGUCAAAAUCCAGGCUGGCGUCCGUGGCUAUUUAACAAGGAAAUCUCUCAAAGAAAAGAAAGAAAAGACUGAUGACGAGCCUGAAAGUAAUAACCUCCUCGUCGAUUUGGGUCCUGCCGAAAAGAGCCUCCUGGACGAACCUCUUCUGCCCACUGACUCGAGUCUGGACGACCUGCUGAAGCAAGGCGUGGACAUCCAGAACUCUCAGCUGACGGAAGAGGAGCUGUCCUGGCUGCAAGAAGGGGCUGAUGUGAAGGAGACCGACGAGGAGCAGGCCGCCACCAAAAUUCAAGCUGCCUUCCGGGGCUACAUGGUCCGGAAGGAUCAUACGAGCAAGUAGUUGCUUCCAUCACUGCUUCUUCUUGUCCACCUGUGAUCAACAAUCCUGUGUUUCUUCUCUUCAGUGCACGGAUAAAUCAUAGAAGCGCAGAAUGCUGUUUUGUAAUAAAAAUGAAUGCUUUUCAAUCUUGAAUGUAAAUAAAAUAUGCUUAUUAAAUACGAAA
Molecule: messenger RNA, 3329 nt
Organism: Argiope bruennichi
Lineage: Eukaryota; Metazoa; Arthropoda; Arachnida; Araneae; Araneidae
Exons: 10
Coding region: 269-3166 (965 amino acids)
Molecular function (GO): protein binding
Source: RefSeq, a predicted model, not a curated record